GAGGACGAGGACGACGAGGGCGACGAGGCCCAUCGGCCGCAGCUCCACGACCUCCGAUUCCGCCUCCUGCUCCUCCUCCUGCUGCUCCUGCUCGUCCUCUCGUUGCUGCCGCUGCUGCUGCUGCUGCUGCUGCUUCUGGGCUUUUGCUCGAUGAUGGCUUCUUCUUCCUCGUCCGCUGCGCUGCUCGCCCACGCCCGCCUCCUGCCUCGUCGCCUGCCCCCGCUCUCGCCGUUCGUCCGCCCAUGCUCUGCCUCCUCCGCCUCCUCCUCCUCCACACGCCAGGUCGAGCCUCCCAACCUCGCCCAGCUCUGCGACAAGGCUCGAAUUUCCCUCUCGGCCAAGGAGAUUGAGGAAUUCUCUCCGCAAAUUUCGAAGGUUGUGGACUGGUUUGCCCAGCUUCAGGACGUUGACGUAGAGAACAUCGAGCCAGCCAUUCGUGUUGGUGCUUUGGACGGGAAAAGCGCGUUGCGCGCGGACACACCUGUCAUUUUUGAAGAAAGGGAGACAAUGAUUGCUUCACUUCCGGAUCGUGAAGGACCUUACAUGAGGGUACCAAAGAUAUUGAAAGAGAAUGUGGAGUAGGGGUUGACUUUGUAUGGAAGACAUGCGUUGGAAUUGGAAAUUGCGGAGCAGAAAGGAGAUUAGUGUGAAGGAAGUGAGGGUUAUUGCGACAGGCACUCCUUUUGUAACCCAAAGGUAGAAUUAUGCUGUCGUCCAAGCUAGUUUCACCCUUCGAAGAGUAGUUAAUAGAACUACCCAGGCUUUCUUCCGACGGCUCGUUAGUUCCGACGACAUCCUUUUUUUCCUGGACCACCAGUUACAUUUAUUUAUAAACUUUGGGAGGGGAAUUCAGCAACCAGGGAGUCGAGCAGCUCUGGAGGUCUGUGAGGUCAUCUGGUAUGAGUUUGGCUCUGUUUCGAAGCAACAGUUUGUCUCAGUUUGUAAGUGUGUCUCUGGUGUACCUCCCUGCCGACGUUAAUGUCUUACAUUACCGCCAAGGGAACUCGUGAAUUUUGCCGCACUUGUCCUCCAAAGGUACAGAUUGCGAACCAUUCGGCUUGGUGUUAAGAAUCGAUUGUGAAGGAAAUAGUCCAGUAGCGGCAAUGGAUGUUCUCGCCUCAGGGCGGCUAAAUCCAUAUGGGUUCUUGCACGUGCAUUGUGCUCCUGUAAAGCUGGAGAGAAAGGAUUGUCUGAGGAAUCGGAGUAACCUGAAUCGACGAGUUUCAUCACGUGAUAUGGGAAGCACUGUGCGCUUUUCGGCUUCUCCUGAGUUCAAUUUCAGAUCAUGUAUUUUACAGUCGAAGUCUAGCGCUGUUUGCAAAGGCCAGACCUUAGGUUGCCGGAGGAACUUGUACAGCCAGACCUCGAAAUCUCUUACUUCUCGUGACGGGAGCUCAAGAGUGGUGGAUACGAGAGGCAGCAGCAACCACCACCAUUUUCAUCGGAAGCGAAUGAAAUGUUUGUGUCACAAGGUGACAGAAGACUGGGUCUGCCAUCUGUGCUCUACUGCUGUAAAUUCUUGCUCUGGAUUCCCAUUAGGGGCUUCCAGAAAUUCCAAAUCUCAUCUAGACCAACGUGUGAAUUUCAGACUAGAGAACGUAAGAACUUCAAACAAUUUUAUCAGGAAUAGAAAUCGUGCUUCUUUGUACAAUAUCAGGACAUCUUCUGCCAGAGCAGAUGUUUUCUUGGAACGGAAUCCAGAGGUCAUGGGUAUUGCAGGAGUGAGUUCACCCACCUUGGGUUUAUUGCCCUUUCGCACCCUUAGACAGAAGAGACGAAGCCCGUAUGUUUGCCACGCAGAUAGUGGAGCUUCGGAUAAUAUGAGCGAAUCUCCUCCUAAAGAGGAUGAAAUCGCAAGCAAGGGGGCGAGCACUUCCCCAAUCGAGAGGUUCUUUGCGUAUGUGAAGCAGGUGGAUUGGAUGGAUUUCAUCUUCAAGUGGCAAAAAGACGAACCAUUGUGGAACGUACCAUGGACAGGCCAUACUAUCUUCCAGGUCAUGGUGUUGUGGUUUGCCGCGUUCUGGGUCAUGGGUUCAUGGAUCAUCCCGAUUGCCGCUCAGCUUGCAGGUUUCAGCAGACACACACUCUCGUUCCGUGGUCAAGCCCUGUACAGCCUCAUCACCGACAUAGCCGAAGGCACGGUCGGCAUUUGGAUUUUGAAGCGGUGUCUAGCUCGGUUCCUCCCACUUCCCGAAGGAUGGUUCCCCAUCAACCUCAAAGGGAAAUGGCUGGUCGAGGCAUGCUGGGGCUGUCUGCUCUUUCCUCUGGUCAACAAACUUUCACAGUUGAACCUCUUCCUCCUUCCUCUCCCGACCCCUUUGACCACGUCUUACGUCGAGCAGUCCAUGAUGUCCAGAGACCCCGUGGCCACUCUGCUCUACGCCGUCGUGAUUUCCGUAUGCGCUCCUGUUUGGGAAGAGGUGAUUUUCCGGGGGUUCCUGCUGCCUUCCAUGACGCGCUAUCUCCCCCUGUGGGGAGCCAUAUCUGUCAGUGCUUUGGCGUUCGCCCUGGCCCAUUUCAGCAUGCAGCGGAUUCUGCCCUUGACGUUUUUAGGCCUGGUCAUGGGAUUCGUCUUCGUCCGGUCGCGCAAUUUGCUCGCCUCCAUCGUUCUUCACAGUCUGUGGAACGGCUUUGCAUUUUUGGAGCUGCUGUAAUAAAAAUCUGGCCCUUGAACCUUCCCCUCUGCACGCCUGCUUGUGUCAUGUGAGCCCGUCUCUUGCCACUUUUGUCUUCUUUUUAGGUCGAUGCAUCGAUAUCAUUCGAUAUCUCUACAAAUGGUGCUGUCUUCUUCUUCUCGGGGACUCGGCAGGGCAAACAUUGGAAGCAAAGUCUGGCCUUACUACUGGAUAUCCAACAGGGAACAGUAUUGCUACCAUAGAAGAAGACAGUCGAAGACAGGGAUGCGCCAAUGAACUGCUUGAGUGGUGACGGCGCCAAUCUCGUAGCGGUGAGAUGCUUUUAAUUUGGAUGUUCAGAGAACAAGAAGACAGUAAAUGUGGGUUCAGGGUUUAGGGUGUUGACGUCACCCAGAGAUAAAUGGGGUGAUGUCAACAUCCGUAGCAAGACGAAAGCGCCAACUUUGGAUUGCGAGGAUUUCUCCUAGUACCCGGCAUCCAAACGUAAGCCUCCUCUUAGUCUCUUGGUUCUCCCCCGCUCCUCUCUAACGAGCCAGGAGAAAUUAGUGAUGGUCCUUUUCUUAGUUUUCUUUGUUGUUCGAAAGAAGAAUGGUGACUCCACUUUCCCUGCGAGUGAAGGGUAUACUCAUUCGUCAAUAUAUAGUAAGGGGACGAUGUGGUGGUAGGACUCGGCCCCUCGCCUCCUCUUCGUGUUAGAUACCUGUGAUUUGUGGAGGUCGUUGUAAACUUGGGUGUCCAUUGAGGAGAGCCCCGUAAAAAGAGUUGGAUCUGCGCCGGGUACGUUGUGGUUACCCAUAUAUUUAGGCCAGCCUGCCCAUUGGGCUGUCGGGGUUGUCAACUUACAUGUACUACAAGAGUUUGGGGCUGAAGAAACGCAGGACAAAGGGGGUUGUGCCAGUUGUAUUGAACCAACAGCUGGAGUUUUUGCAGCAACCGAUGCGAGUGGACACGACAGGGUUUGUGCAAAUUUGGAAAUUGGGGGGCGUGUGAAGAAUCUGGGAGUGUACUCAUCACCUGAGUAAACUGCCGGGCUACAGGUUAACAGUUCAAAUAGUAUCCACCUCUGUCGCAGGAAACGAAGCCUGUCAAGAGGAUUGUCUCGCCUCACGUGUUUCUAGCCAGACAAGGCAGGCUUUCAACAGGAGCUAUCCUGCACCAAAGGUCCAGAAAGCUAUUUCUAAGUAGAACCCUGUUACCAGUCGCAACAUAUAUUUAGGCGAACUAAACGAAGUGGAUAAACCUCCGAAGAGGCAGAUACCUUCAAGCAUUAUGUCCCAUACCGGUCUCCGUCGCACGUACACCUAACUCCUAAACCUCCAGGACUGUGAGUAAGUAAUCACUUUGGCGAUAACCUGGCGAGUCGAGUCAAGGUGGCUGUCACAAAGUGCCGUAGAUGUGGCCGAGUAUCAUAGUGGUCAACGAUUCAGUUCUAGUUUAGCUUGGCCUGCGAGAAAAUUAAGUUUAGCUACUUUUUGGACUGCGUGAACGAGAAGGGAGGGUACAUGCAGUCACAGGUUCUUGUCCAUUAGCGCGUUUAAAUUCAGCAGACCCCUGAAUGAAUCUACAGGUACUUAUUUAGAUUCCCAAGUCGAGUAACCAAUCAUUGUUACUGGUAUGGGGACCACCUCUAACCUCGUACCUUCAGUGUGAUGAAGGCGAUGUGGAGUUUGCACCCUUACUCAUCUCUUUUAUCCCUGGAAUUUACGCCCAGAACCGUCCCCGUGUUCUUUGGAGUUUAACUUUGGUCGUCGCACCUGAGCGAGCUGGACAUUCUUACAAUGUAUGAUAAAAUUCUGUGAGACUUUUAAGAAAGAACCCAAAACCUAGAACCGAAAUACACCCUCUCAUAUUUCAUUGCUGUCUUCAUACGGGUGCGGGUCUUAGUUGCAGCUAGCAGUUCCGUCUCGAAGAACCUCAGUCAUAGAGUAGUCUACGAGACUCAAAACUCCAUUUUACAUGUAAAGAACCCAUGGACAAAGUCUGCACCGCCUGAUAUAGAACGUGCUCUACUGACCUCCUGUUGGGGCCAAGUGGAUAGCCGAAAAGAAGGGUUGACCCCAUCAAGCCAUACAAGGAAGAAAAUAUUCGCGUAACCAGGGGCUAUCCUGAAGGUGCACAUGUGGCUGUCUUACAGCGUCCAGUAUUCUAAACAUGGCAUUCCCUCUUUACUGAUUAUAUCAGUAAACACCAUAUGCAUGUAAUAGACCUCGUCGAAGACUUCGUAGAGAUCAGCUCCCUUGUUUCCCAGGGUGGAAUCUAUUCUAUCGUGAUUCGGCUUUUACUUUGCACCUUGGUGACGAAAUUUGAUCACCAUCUUAUUCAAUAUAAUGAAGGCCCCGGCUUUUGUUUGGGGUAUAGAACUCUU
Messenger RNA from Marchantia polymorpha subsp. ruderalis, 5001 nucleotides. The record is from the annotation of a GenBank genome assembly. NCBI's taxonomy places the organism in Eukaryota, Viridiplantae, Streptophyta, Marchantiopsida, Marchantiales, Marchantiaceae.